This is a messenger RNA of Girardinichthys multiradiatus, 2160 nucleotides long. RefSeq names its product transmembrane protein 230-like. The transcript is spliced from 4 exons. NCBI's taxonomy places the organism in Eukaryota, Metazoa, Chordata, Actinopteri, Cyprinodontiformes, Goodeidae. Gene Ontology annotation, biological process: synaptic vesicle transport. Gene Ontology annotation, cellular component: synaptic vesicle; endomembrane system. The record is from RefSeq and is a predicted model, not a curated record. The coding region runs from base 38 to 502 and encodes 154 amino acids.
CCAGGCGAGAAAAACAGGACGGGAUUUGCGUGUGCGCAUGCGCUGUGAAGCAAAAACAAGGAAGUUUCAUUGUAAACACAGUGGAUGGGACAGAGCCGAGGAACAACAUAGCGACGUUAAUAGUGUUUAUUCUACCUCAUGUAAAGCUGGAAGCAACAUGUUGACUUCUGGACUGUCCAAUAACAAGGUCAAGUAUUCCCGACUGGCUGCUGAUGACGAUGGGUACAUCGACCUGCAGUUCAAGAAGAGUCCACCAAAGGUUCCGUACAAGGCGAUCGGAGUGGCCAUAGUCCUGUUCCUGAUCGGCUCCUUGCUGAUCGUCUUCGGGGCCCUUUUUCUGGCUGGGGUCAUCAAGGUGGAGAAUCCAGACCGCACCAUCCCCAUCAUUGUCAUAGGCCUGUUGGUUUUCCUGCCCGGGUUUUACCAUCUGAGGAUCGCCUACUACGCCGCUAAGGGUUACAGGGGUUACUCCUACGAUGACAUCCCGGACUUUGGCGACUGAUCCGAAGGACUGUUUACUCUCUAGUUGAAUGUAGCAAGAGGAUCAAAACCAUGGAGACCUGCGUUCAUCCAGAAGGGCAUCAUGUCAGAGCUUUGCUGAAAUAUUGCAGGAAUUUAGACCUUUGUGAUGUUUUGUCUUUGCUCUGCUCUUUUUUUCUUCUACGCUUUAUUAGCCUCCAUGCAGAAGCACGACUGACCUGAGAGACUUGAUGCUGCUUUAUUAGCAGCAGAGGACCAGCUGUUGACCUCUUAUACAAUUCAACACAUAAAUCAUAACAUGCUUUAUGUACUACUGCUCCAAGGCCAUGGUUUAGAACAGUUGCGCUUGUUGCACUGUAGCUUUAUAUGAUCUUACAUAUGUAUCCUGGUUUAUCUGCUUUACAGGUUCUUCUGAGACUGUAUUUGCAAUACAAUCAAAAGAUGAUAUUUUAUGGUGUUAUUUUUAAAUGCAGUAUGUGAAGUAUUUGCAUUGGUCUGUGUUUAGGAUAUUUAAAAGAGAUGUUUCUUUUUAAUAUGCUGGGGUGAUUUGACAAGAAACCAGGAAUGUUUUGAAGUUUGAAGUUGCUUCACUUUAAAUUGUUGAACUGCAGCAUAAAACAAAUCAUUUUAUAGAUGUAAUGUGGACAAAAUGAACUUUAGUAAAUGUGACUCAGUAAAUGACAAGUUGGGGUGUCAUUUAAAUGUUACAUAUUCUGAACUUCCCUCCUAAGAAGUUCAAAAGCAUUUCCAAAUAAAAUUUGGAGGAGGUUUUGAACCUUUUAUAAUUUGUUUUACAUAUACAGUCGACACUAGAUAUUCCCAUCUACUGCACAUAGGACAGAGCCAUUUUCUAUUACUGUCUGGCAUGAAAUCAGAUGAAACUUUUUAUAUUUUUAGGCUAGAUAGGAAGACCAAAAUUAUUUGAGUUUCUAAAUGCCAGGACAACGAGGGAUUUUGUCUGCAUUUUUCAGAUUUUAUAAAAGAUCUUGAAAGCCAUGCACCAAAGUUAUGCAAAAUCCCAAUAAAAUACUGUUUGGCCUCCAAAAUGGGGUAAAGGACACCCUCUGGUGGUUGCCUCUAAGCUGGAUGUCAUCGGGGGAUUGGAAAUAGAAAACAUAUAAGCUUGAACAAACAAACACUCGCUGGAUUUAAAAUUCAGGAGCUUCCAGAGUUGGGAUGGUCUCUGAUGAUGAUGAUGUGUUGAACAAGGAAGCAGCGGUGGGAGGGUGAGAGGUUCCUGAUAGCGUCACCUGUACGUGAAACGAACACCUGUUGCCCGGUGCGCUUUUAAAGACGCACAAAAAAAAAAAAAGACCGCUCGAAUUACAGCCGGACCCCGACCUUUUUUUUUUUGUUUGUUUAAAGGAACAAGACGCUCUUUCUGUUCAUUUUCAAACCGUCGCUCCAGUUAGACUGAAGAAAACAUGCAGAGGAUUUGUUUUUAAAGGGGAAUUUACCAGUGAGCCACAGGUAAGGUUAAAAACACGAUCAGGAUUGUUUAAAAGGCAGAUAAAUUCAUGUUAAGAGCUCAUACUGAGCUGUUUGUGGCAUUUAGGCUGUUUUAAUCAAACUAAUAAACUCCCUCAGACGGGGUUAUUUCAUUAUAAUGUUAUAAAAGUCCGUUUUAUAUUGAUGUCAUGGGUUUAAAUUCUCAGAACCAAAUAAAGCCUCCAAAUCCAG